This is a messenger RNA of Gasterosteus aculeatus aculeatus (three-spined stickleback), 3064 nucleotides long. Its product is annotated as acetyl-coenzyme A synthetase 2-like, mitochondrial. Gene Ontology annotation, cellular component: mitochondrion. Gene Ontology annotation, molecular function: acetyl-CoA synthetase activity; AMP binding. The record is from RefSeq and is a predicted model, not a curated record. Lineage: Eukaryota; Metazoa; Chordata; Actinopteri; Perciformes; Gasterosteidae.
GCUGAAAUGAAAGAUAUCAUUUGAGAUGUUGUAAGCCGGUUUUUUCCCAGCUGUCUGAAACCGAAACUGUAAGGAAGCCAAGUUGUUGCACACUGCAGGCUUUCUCUCCGAGGGGAAAAAAAAGAACUGUCGUCACGAGUUUUGUACCGCCCUUUGAAUGCGUCCCUCCUCCAGAUCUUCUCCUCGGUUUCUCCGUGCAGAAUAACUGUAAAAGUCCGUAAAAAGUCUCGUCCCGGCGCAGACUGUCGCCAUGUGGCUGCCGUGCCGACGCACUUCUCACUUCGUCGUCUCCUCGCUUCGCCGUCGCGUCUCAAAGUCACACGUCCACGCGUCGGGCCGACGGCGAUGCGACGUAGCGGCGUUCAUGCCGGAGGCUGCGGCGUUCGACGGGGUGUCGGACCGCGCGGCCCUGCAGGAGUUCUCCGUCUCCAACGGCGAGAGCUUCUGGGCCGCCGUGGCGCGUCGGCGGCUCAGCUGGACGCGUCCCUUCCACGCCGCGGCGGACUGCGACCUGCGCCGCGGGGACAUCAAGUGGUUCGCGGGAGGACAGCUGAACGUCUCCGUGAACUGCCUGGACCGCCACGUGCACGCCUGUCCAGACAGGACAGCCCUUAUCUGGGAGAAGGACGAACCGGGGUCAGAGGUCAAGAUCACCUACAGGCAGUUGCUGGAGAUGACGUGUCGCCUGGGUAACCUUUUGAGACGGCGCGGCGUGAAGCGAGGGGACUGCGUCACCAUCUACAUGCCUCCGUGCCCACUGGCCGUGGCGUCCAUGAUGGCCUGCGCCCGCAUCGGCGCGGCGCACAACGUGGUGUUCGCGGGGUUCAGUGCCGAAGCCCUCGCCGAGCGAAUCAGAGACGCCCAGUCCAGCACCGUCAUCACGGCGAACCAGGGUGUCCGAGGAGGCAAAGUGACCGAGCUGAAGAAGACCGUAGACGCGGCGGUCCAGAGCUGCCCGGCGGUGCGGCAGGUGUUUGUUGCCAUGAGAACAGAGAAUCCGGUCGCCAUGACAGCCAGGGACGUGGCCAUGGAGGAGGAGAUGCGGAUGGAGGAUUCUGUGUGUGAGCCGGCUGCCAUGGACAGCGAGGACGUCUUGUUCCUGCUUUAUACUUCAGGCAGCACAGGGACGCCCAAAGGACUGGUCCACACGCAGGCUGGAUACCUGCUUUAUGCUGCUCUCACUCACAGGUAUGUCUUCAGCUACCAUGACGGGGACGUGUUCGGCUGUGUGGCCGACGUCGGCUGGAUAACAGGACACAGCUACAGUGUCUACGGGCCUCUGGCCAACGGGGGAACCACGGUGCUGUUUGAGAGCACGCCCGUUUACCCCGACCCAGGAAGGUACUGGGAGAUGGUGCAGAGACUCAAGAUAAACCAGUUCUAUGGGGCUCCAACAGCCAUCCGCCUGCUGCUCAAGUACGGAGACCAGUGGGUCCACAAAUACGACCGCUCGUCCCUCAAGACUCUGGGCUCUGUGGGUGAGCCCAUCAACACCGAAGCGUGGGAGUGGUACCACAGAGUUGUCGGGGAGGGACGCUGCCCUGUGGUGGACACCUGGUGGCAAACGGAGACAGGUGGCAUCUGCAUCGCCCCAAAGCCAUCAGACCCGGACGCAGAGAUUGUCCCAGGAAUGGCCAUGAGACCUUUCUUCGGCAUUAAGCCCGUGCUCAUGGACGCUGAGGGGAAAGUGGUGACUUCUAACAACGCUUCCGGAGCCCUGUGCAUAGCUCAGCCGUGGCCUGGCAUGGCCCGAACGAUCCACAACGACCACCAGAGGUUCAUUGAGACCUACUGUCAGCCUUAUCCUGGUUACUUCUUCACUGGGGAUGGCGCCUAUCGCUCUGAGGAGGGUUAUUACCAAAUCACUGGCCGUCUUGAUGAUGUCAUCAACGUGAGCGGUCACAGGAUCGGCACAGCGGAGAUCGAGGAUGUGGUGAAUCAAUCCUCCGCAGUGGCCGAGUCUGCAGUCAUAGGAUACUCUCAUAACAUCAAAGGACAAGGGGUUUAUGCCUUUGUGGUGCUAAAAAAGGGCGAGGAGGUUCAGGGGGCCGACCUUUGUCAGCAGCUGAGGAACAUGGUCUCUGAAAAGAUCGCCAAGUACGCCUGUCCAGACUUCAUCCAGAUCGUCCAGCGGCUGCCAAAGACGCGCUCGGGUAAGAUAAUGCGCCGGGUGCUGCGGAAGGUGGUGGAGCGCGACUUGGACGGGAUGGGCGACCUCAGCACGCUGGAGGACCCUGCAGCAGUUAACGAGAUCAUCCAAGGUCACCUCGAGCUCUGUGGUGAACCACAACAACUGUGAGGUGGUUUCUGAAACGUGGAAGUUGUGCUCGCACGUUACCCACUAUUUCAAUUAACUAGUGCAAAUGUAUCAAACUAUUUAAAAUAAUCCUUUGUUUUUAUUGUACAUAACAUUUGUAUGAAAUCAGAUACAUAAAAACUAUGUAUAACCCACAGAUGUACUCACUUGUGAGUAAAUCAAUGAUUGUAAACAAUAAACAAAUGUAAUAAGUACGAUAGUUAAGGUUCAAAAGUGUUGAUUGGUUUUCACGAGGGAUUUUUCUCUGAUCAUUUCAGAGCCGUCCAAACCAUUGGAUUGGCAAAGUCUUUGGGUCCAGAACGUUUAGGUCGAGCUCUGCCUCCGUGAUGUGAAUACAAUCAAAUUGUAGGAGUGCGGGUUUUAAAGCAGCACUUGCGUGUUACGAACGGAGGAAUUUGGGAGCGUUUUAUCUCCUCGUCUCCCACAUCGAAGCUUCCUUCAUGUCAAGAGACAGUCACAGCGCUUCUUCUCCGAGGCUCCUGCUGCUUCCUUUUAACUUGGUCAACUCCCACAGGCCUCCUCCACACAGUUUCAACUGGACGUCAUGGUACUGCGACAAAAGGAAAGGAUGAAAUUUAAUAGUUAGGGGGAGAAUGUGAUACAUUAUUCCACGAAGGCAAUUGCUUUAGCAUCUAGUUGCAUAAUCAUUUUGCAGAAUCGUGUGCGGAGACACAAUUCUGAUACGGAGAAUACAAUUUUGAACAAAUUUAAAUUAACAAUCCAAUAAAAUGAUUCCUCCAACAGUAA